Mycotypha africana is the source of this 1143-nucleotide messenger RNA. Its product is annotated as guanine-N(7)-methyltransferase domain-containing protein. Gene Ontology annotation, molecular function: mRNA 5'-cap (guanine-N7-)-methyltransferase activity. NCBI's taxonomy places the organism in Eukaryota, Fungi, Mucoromycota, Mucoromycetes, Mucorales, Mycotyphaceae. The transcript has 2 exons. Gene Ontology annotation, biological process: 7-methylguanosine mRNA capping. The record is from RefSeq and is a predicted model, not a curated record. Bases 1 to 1143 code for a protein of 380 amino acids. Gene Ontology annotation, cellular component: nucleus.
AUGAAACGUCCAUAUGAAAAAGACAGAGACGAUCGUCGGCCAUCACAACAGCAAACGCAACAGCAACAACAACAACAAAGUGAAGAGCCACCCCUUCACCGAAAAAAAUUAUUCCAUCUUUCUACUGACGAAGAACAAAGAAGCAGUGAAACCAACAGCAGCAAUACGAAAGGAACUGGCACAUUGGUAGCUCAACAUUACAAUGAGCGUCCCGAUGUAGGGGUUGAAAAACGAAAAGAAUCUCGCAUCAUUCGAUUACGUAGCUUUAAUAAUUGGGUCAAAAGUGUUUUGAUUCAAACGUAUUGCACCAGCAACAUUGGACGUCAUAAUUACCGAUCACAGCAUCACGGCGGCAGCGGAAAAGUCGUCUUUGAUAUGGGUUGUGGUAAAGGAGGCGAUCUCAACAAAUGGUCCAAAGCACGUAUUUCACAUCUGGUCGCGGCUGAUAUCGCCAGUGUAUCACUGGAACAAAUGCAAGAUCGAUACAAAAGCCUGCGUCAACGUCCCACGUUUACAGCUGAAUUUCAUCCCAUGGAUUGCUUCUCAGAACUCAUUGCUCCCAGACUUUCUCGACCCAACCUGCAAUUCGAUUUAGUGUCCAUGCAGUUCUGUCUGCAUUACGCUUUUGAAAAUGAACACAAGGCAAGGAUUAUGCUGGAAAAUGUGACAAAGAACCUGCGAAAGGGAGGUUAUUUUAUUGGUACAAUACCGGAUGCUCACUGGAUUGUGAAGAGAGUAAGACAAGAACCGAAAGGGACGAGAGGGUUUGGAAACUCGAUUUAUAGUAUUACAUUUGAGGAAAAUAGUAUCAAAGAAGAUGAAAAGGGUUAUAAGACUGGGUUCGCGCCUUUUGGAUGUAAAUACAUGUUUCAUUUAGUGGAUGCAGUAGACUGUCCAGAAUAUUUAGUCCACUGGGGAACGUUUGAAAGAUUGGCAAAAGAAUAUAAUUUACGACUCAUAUUAAAACAAAACUUUCAUGAGUUUUACGCAACGCAGUCCAAAAAUGAAGAGUUUGCACGAUUGCUCAGUCGAAUUGGAGUGAUAGGCAAUAAUCCUAACAAUCCCAAUGUGCAAGAAGAAAUGUCAGAAGAAGAAUGGGAAGCAGCUGGUAUCUAUUUAGCAUUUUGCUUUGAAAAGGUGUAG